GGUAGUCUGAUUUAGCGGUUCCAUCGUUCCGAGUGGUGUUCACAACGUGCAAAUUGGUGAGGUGAUCUGUUGUUUCUCAGCGAAAGGUUGUUUCCGGUGAUUGGUGUUUCGUUACAUUUUGCCUUGAGCCUUACAUGCGCGCGCGAAACAUCAAGUGAAGCUUCCAGUUUUCUGCGUGGGGCUUCGUCUUCACACGUCCGCGAGGGAUAACGGGGUCGCAGCGGUCGCAGCGGUCGCACCGGAAGCUCGGUUAAUUAAUUGAUGGUAUAAGUUUAAAUAGCUUCUCGUGAUUCCGUUGAGCGUUGUUUUUGUUGGACAACGGUUCGAAUUGGUUGAGCUUCUUGGCUGGCGGCGUGCAAUCCGGAGAGUGUGUGGGUGUGCGUGAAUCGGUGCCAGGAAGCAGCACUGAGAGCACGAAAAUCAAUUUCAGAUAAUAAUCAAUUAUGUAAAUAGUCUAAAUGGUCGCUAAUUGAAUCGAUUGAUUAGUGUUUGCGUGCCCGCACGUGGAGCAGCGUGUCUUUGUGUGUGCGCGCGGUCGUUUCCGACAACUCGUGGUGGAUAGUCUGCCCGGAUCGAGCGAAGUGUUCAAUUCCGUGCGGUUCCCGGCGCAGAGUGGAACGGGUGUAUCCCAUCAGUGCCGGAAUCCAUCAAAGUGUAAUUUUGGAGCCCAACCGAGAAAAAGGAUUGGAGCAGCUUUGAGUUGGCAGCAACAGCAGCAACAUCAGAAGGUGGAAAUAAAGCAUGAAAUUCGUCGCGCUGGUUUGGUGGGUUUGGCUGCAGCUCGCAUUUCGAGAUUGCGACGGUGUCAGGGUUACGCGGCUUUCGGUGCCACGGGCAUACAUCCUCGACAAUUAUCAUCGGGAGCAUCGCGAGCAAGAUGAGCUUGCCGCGGCGGGAGACAGCAAAGCCAUCUAUCGGUACGAUGUCGAUGGAGAUGAUGAGAUGGCUGCGCAGCAACGAGAUCUGGACGGACGGAGGCACCACGAGCGACAUCUGAUUUUGGACUGCGAGUACGAGAUUGAUGCACACGAGAAGGGCUUUGUGCUCAAAUGGUACUUCAACGGGAGACGAAUCUAUCAGUGGAUUCCCCCCGGGCGGCCUUUUGGUUCGGGAGCCAUGAAGCACCAGGUGAACAGCAGUUAUACCGUCAGCGAUGAGAAGAUGCACAAACACCGGGCGCUGGCGCUGAUAAAACCCCUUAAGAACUUUACCGGCGAGUACACGUGCGCCGUGUCCACGUUCCAGUCGGAGGACUCACGUUCUGCGGGGAUGCUGAUUAUCGUGCCGGAGUCAAGCUUCAUGCUGCGAUAUCACAGUAGCAAUAUAAGCAACCUGGUGAUGGUUUUGUGCAGCGUUUAUGGUAUUUUCCCUCUGCCAACUCUUUCGCUAUGGAUCAACGAACAUCAGCUGGAGAACGUGACCACUAAUGUCCUGCUUACACAAGCCGAACUGUACGACAGUUCAAUCCGUAUUCAGCUAGUUCUGUACGAGAGCAUUCAGCCGGAUGAUGUGAUUAAGUGCAUGCUGGUCGUCAAUGGAACCGAGUAUAGUAAAACCAAAAAUACAGUGUUCAUAGAUGUCAAUAGUAAACCGAUUAUUGAACACAACUCUGUGCUGGAUCCAGUAAUUAGCGCUGUGGAAACGAACAGCGCUUCAAGCGAUAGUUCCACCACUCCCAGUCCAACUACUUCUACCAUGGUAUACGAUACGACUACGGCGAUGUCUACGACGAGUAGCGAAGAAGCGAAUCAACCCGUAACUAAAUGGUCAUCGACUGUGGUGGUUCCACCGGUGGUGGAAAGGCCCCAGCAAACGAUCAUCUCACGUUCGAGACCCACGUCGGGGCGGGUGUUAACCGUGCAUCAGGCCGUCCCGAACGCGGACCCCGACGAGGGGCCCAAUGAGGUGGAGUUCAAGGUGGAAUUUCCCUUCAAAGAGAACAUGCUGUACAGUAGCGGCGGGAGUGGAGCUCAAACCGCCGGCUGUUGGAUGCUGCUGCGAAUCCUUGCCCUAACCAUCACCACGUGCAGUCUGCUGAUGAUGAAGAGACUACGGAGCGGCUGUUCGCUGUAAUAUAAAUCGUGAAUCGUUUCCAACUGACAGAAGAGUUUGAUUUCUGAGCCACGCGGGAUUUCGCUUUCAUUUAUUAUCCCACCCUUUUUUUUUGUGUUUCAGUUUCUCUGUUGCUGUUGUUGAUGUUGUUGUUGAUACCAUGAAUUCUUUCGAGCGCUCCUAACCUCUAAAACUCCUAAAACCCACUCUCAUCACACACACACACACACACACACAAACACACACAAGUAGAUAAGAAGGAAAACUCGAUUAAACUUCGGAGAUUUUACUUUUACCUCUGCAUGUUCUGCGGUCUCGCUGACGGACGAACGAACGAACGGAGAAAACGUCAUGUGGCGGAAAAUCCUGGUGGUUGGUGGUUUUUGCGAGUGGUGGGGAUGGUGGUUCACUCUUAACAAGUUCGUCGCUAAAGUCGGCUAAAAUAUGCCCCGCCGGAGAGUGACGUUGACACUCGAAGUAAUACACUCCCGGGGGAGCGGAUUCGCACGGGAUUAGUGGGUGAUACAGGUAAAUCCUCGCGUUGAGAUUGAAACGUAUGCCGAUUACCUGCGAGUGUGCGAGUGAGGAAGACCGACUUGUGUGGAAUUAUAAGAGGAUUAUGCGAAUGCAGGGCUCGAGAGUUUGGCAGACUUCAAGGAUGUCGUUCGCGAACGAGGCUGUCCGGGAUUCGAACGGUGGAAUUUAAUGAAUCUCGAUACGAUCCAGCGGGGUUGGCGUAAUGAAAUCAUGAUAAGAUUCUUUAUUUCAUUUAACGUGCCGCAUUUCGGAAUCUCUUCAUGCAAAACUGAAUGUAAACAAAAAAGAUCUCCUGGUUCUGAUAGGUUAGAGCAAAUUCAAUACGUCGCCGGAUUAAAGAUACCGUCGCGCGAGGCUACUUCCGACACUUUAAUUUUUCAAACUUUGCAAACAGUUUUAGUUUUUUUGACGUGGGACUACGUCUAACCGGAAUAUAUGGAGGGUAAAAUGAAAACCUAAACACAGAACAUGCAGGAAAAAAUUAAAGAUUUCGAAUGCUUAUAGCUCGAACAUUUCGUACUGGAUAGGAGAGAUGUUUGCAUCACUUGAUAGGGAAUAUUUCUACGCAUCUAUCGCAACUAACACAAUGUUAUUUUUCAUUAGAUAAACAAUUGAAUAACUGUAAAAUAUUAGGCGUUAUCUAAACGCCCUAACUGCAUCGUUUUGAUUGGCCCGAUUUACGGUUUCCCUAACACAGCCAUCAAAACCAAGCAGCCUAGGGGAAAUCGGCAUUGCAAAUUCAUACAAAUCGGGGGUAUUUUUGUUCCGAUUGAAAUGUGUUUCCCUAACACAGACUUCAAAACCGAGGUUUCUGGGGAAAUCGGCUCUGCAAAUAAAUGCAAACUGCGAGUACUUUUGUCCUCGCUUGCCUUUGCGCAGAGUGGAAUAUGUCUGUCCUAACAUGAUCUUCUAAACUUAGGAACCUGGGAAAAUCGUGCAGACACUAAAAGCGAAUGAACUUCCCAGUUUCAAGCAAAUUCGAGAUUCGAGAAGUAUGUACACUUUUGGGAUGUAAACUUCAGAGGGAAAUGUAAAAUAAAAUAAUCGUUUGAUAAUUUUUUUUUUGUCUUUAUUGGAAAGAUUUUCAGCCUUAGGCUGGUUCAUCAAACGUUUGAUAAUUCUUCCGUACAUAUAUUUUGUUCUAGUCAUCAUACCAAACGUAAAAGGUCCGUCAUUAAAUUUACUUGUAACGAAGAACAAUCAAUCACAAUAAAUGAAUUGACUUUACACGGCAUUUGUUCAUUUUUUUCACUCACAGAGCAAAUAUAUUGAACUCAAUUGAAUUUGGAAACUGUUUCAUUCAAUCAAGAAUUUAAUCAAUACAAACGAAUGAUUGCUAAGCUAAGGUAGUUCCACGUGAACCUUGCGGUUAUAUCAUAGAUAUAACCCACUAAUUUUUUUAAAUUUAUAUAUAACUAGCUGACCCGGCAAGCUUCGUUCCUCCCACAAUUGCUUUUGAUUCAAAUAAUUUCGCGGUCUAUAUUCGUUCUAUAUUUUUUACAUAUACACCUGACGCAGACUGAGACACAUCAAUCCUGAUACCGACUGCUCGAAUCCGUUGCUCCGUUGUUGAAUUAAAUCGUGAGGAACGGACACCAAAUCAUUUUUAUUUAUAUACAUAUACAAAAUUUACUAAAACAAUGACUUCCCGAUUGAUUUUUCAUAUUUUUUUUAGCAUAUAAACCUGACGCAGACUGAGACACAUCAAUCCUGAUACAGGUCGGACUCGAUUAUCCGAAGACUCGAUUAUCCGGGAUUCGAUUAUCCGGAGUAUUUUAUUUUGGAUGUUCGGAAAUUUUGAAUAAUUUGUAUAAUAAUUUCAUAUUGAAUAGCUAAUAUGGGUAUCAAACGAAAGGGCUUGAUUAGUAAAAUGUUGUUAUUGGGUUGGGGAAAAAGAAAUGUAUAAAAAUUAUCAAUAUAUGGCAACACUUAAACACUUUCUUGUGUUGUACUUAUCGCAUCGGGUAUAGUAUGACUAUUUAAAGACGACAAUGUGCAAUGUGCUGUGCUACGAGUGUCGUUUUGACAGUGUUAAUGAAGUUACCUUAUAAAUGGCAACAAGUUUCCAAACAAAACGGCGCAUAUUUGACUUAAAUUGGAUAAUUUUAAGUAUGUUAAAUGAAGCGUCAAAUUUCGAUCAGAAAUACGAAAUUUCUUUUUCACCAACCCUAUAUUUAUGAAAAAUGCAAAUCCAAAAUGGUCGCCAACACAAGAUAAUGCCAUAUAUAUUUUUUUCACAACCCCAUCAAUAUGGGUAUCAAAUGAAAGGGAUUGACUAAUAGAACACAGUUAUUUAUGAAAAAUUCAUAUCCAAAAUGGCUGCCACCACAAUAUAGCGCCAUAUAUUUUUUUUCAAAACCUCAUCAAUAUGGGUAUCAAAAAAGUCACAGGAGGGUUGUGUCCGAGACACGACCGCAUAGUUGACGUAGGAUUCCGUUAGACUAUCUGUUGAUUUUGGAUAUGUUUGAAGAAUUACAUCGUUAAACUCUUUGAUAAUGAUAUGGUGGCCCUGAAAAGGGCCGUUUUGUUUGGUUGUUGGGUAUUGUGUGUUGACUCCACCAGUGUUUAUCGAGUGAUGAUGGCAGAAGGAUGGUAAACAGUCGUUGGAUGGUGCGUAUCAGAUAAAAGAUACCGAAGUGGAACGAUAUAUGAUGAAAACCUCCCUCUGUGAUUCUAGACGAGAUGCCUCUUGUGAUAUGUAUGUAUGAAAUAAAGAAAAAAAAACUCACCAAUGUAACAUAAGACAAUUACCAAUACCGAACACAAUUAUAAUUUUUCCUCAUCAGUAAAAACAUGUUACUUUAAUAUAGAGAAAACAUAUUUGAAAUGGAAAAGGUAUUCUUUUUUUAUAAUUUUUACUUUCUGAGUGUUAAUUCAACCCAAUUCAAUUUUAAUUGGACUAACAACACCUAAUACUAUAUAUAGAGGAUAUGGGAAAUCACUUUUUCGAAUAUUUCUUCACUUUCAUUUUCCAAUUUUUCUCGCCGUAUAAACUUCCCUCGGGUGAAAAUGAACACUAAAAACAGACAGCUUAAACUAAACGACCCGUUCUCGAGCGGGAACACACCUUGGUUUUUAAUUUUAGGAAAUUAAAAUAAAUCGUUUCAUAUAUCAAGUCAUUCUUAGCACAACUGCUACCAUAUACAAUUUUACACUUACACUUGUGCUAAAUUUUUCACAAUAAACGAUCGGUCAUUGAUAUGAAACUUCAUGGAGCAACCCCCGACUUGCAUAUAUUUGCAAUGCCGAUUUCCCCGAGCACCUUGGUUUUGAUGUCUCUGUUAGGGAACACAUUUCGAUAGAAACAAAAGCUCCCCCUACUUUAAUGUAUUUGCAAUACCGAUUUCGCCCAGGCAGCUUGGUUUUGAUGUCUCUGUUAGGGACUCGCCGCAUGUGUCGUCAAUUUCGACCAAUCAGAAGUAGGUAUUUCCGUUAGGAUAGAGGAUGAGAUUUUUCAAUUGUUCGAUAGUUAGUUUCAUUAUUUUCUUCAAUAUAAUAAAUUGUUAUGGAGUACCGAAAUCGAUUGACGCAAAAAUGUCAUCAAUCCAUCAUGAAAUGACUGAGCAAUAAGCGUUUGAAAUAGGACAAUUUUCACGAUGUAAUCGAUUUUUGAAUUCCAAUUUAUACCCCAAUAUGUUCCCAAAAGACGUAAUCCUACGUCAAAAAGUUCUCGACUAUAUGAACAUAGCAGAUAAUGAAAAAUCCAAUUCCAAGAUGGCCGCAGUCCCCAAACAACCAAUUACAUUUUUGAAUAGUUUCAUUCCGCUUGACCUGUUUCUAUGUAUGUUUCAAUGUUUGUAGGGUUGUCCCACAUUAAUAUAAAAUUGACCCCGUUCCUGUUGAAUGAUUGAUCUGAAAUUUGGAACAAACGUUUUAUUCUACUGUCAUUAUAAAACUGCGUUUUCCAUGAUCUUGAAAAAUUCAAUUUGGCCGCCGCUAAAAGAUGGCUGAUUGGCUUGAUUUGGAGAAUACACUACACUAUGAACAACGUAAAUUCGGAAAGGUCGCCGCCACAAAAUGGUCGACUAUGUUUUUUUUUGCAAUCUCCUCAAUAUUGGUAUCAAAUGAAAUGAUUUGACUAAUAGAAUACAGUAUAUCAUCGAAAUAUUCCGAAAAAAGUUAGGUAAGAAAUAAAAAUAAAAAAAAAAUUUUUUAAUGGUUUUAAUGUGGAGAAGUAAACUAGAAAAUAAAAUAAAUAAAAAAAAAAAUUUUAAGUUAAACGGUUUAAUGUGAUAAAAGUUAGAAAAUAAUGAUACAAGUAGCAGUUAGUAGUUAUCACAUCCGUUCCUUCAUUAAUCUAGGGCAAUGAUGAGACUAAAAUAAAAUCGUGGGGUAUAUGAUGAAACAACUGACUGUGGAUAAUGGAAAUCCACCGUUUAUUUCUUACCUAAUUUUUUUCGGAAUAUUUUCAUGAUGUACUGUAUUCUAUUAGUCAAAUCAUUUCAUUUGAUACCGAUAUUGGAGGUACUGCAAAAAUACAUAGUCGACCAUUUAGUGGCGGCGAUCUUUUUGAAUUUAUGUUGUUUACUAUGCUUCGUGUUCUCCAAGUUAAAUCAUUCAACCAUUUUUUAACGACGGCCAAAUUGAAUCCAUUGAAAACCAUUGAGAAAGUAAUUAGUUGUUUGGGGACUGCGGUCAUCUUGGAAUUGGAUUUUUCAUUAUCUGCUAUGUUCUACUAGUCGAGAACUUUCUUUUGAUACCCAUAUUGAUGAGGUUUUGAAAAAUAUAUAUAUGGCCCAUUUUGUGGUGGCGGUCAUUUUGGAUUUACAUUGAUGGGGUUUUGGGAAUAUCCAAUUGAGAAAAUAUGAACAUGAUCCGCCAUUUUGUAGCGGCCGUUAUCUUGAAUUUUCAAGAUCAUGGAAUACGCAGUUUUAUAAUAACACCAGUGAUAAAGAUGUGUUCCAAAUUUCAGAUCAAACGGUCAACAGGAAGCGGGUGAAAUUUCUAUUAAUGUGGUACAGCGCCACAGACAAAGUUACAAAGUUACAAAGUUAAAUAAGUGCAAAUCAUAAUUAUAUUACGUUUACCGAGAGAAAAUUCGUUUUUUUUUAUGACUCGAUUAUCCGGAGAAUUCGAUUAUCCGGAGUGAAAAAAAAAAUCAAUACUCCGGAUAACCGAGUUCGACCUGUACCAAUAUUCACGAAAAUAUUAUUGGUUUGUUUGGCAUAGAAUGGCUGAUAAAAAAAAGCCACACGUGAUGGUAGAACACGAUUUCACCAUUUUCUGGCUCCCCUCGCUGGCAGAAAUAGGUUUAUACCAUCUUUCACUCGCAUUCGAAAGUUCCGAAAAAAUUAAGAGAGAAAAAGCAAACAAGCUAAGUUUAACUGUGCGUCGUCUGGAAAACUUUCCAACCCGGUCCUCUUCCUCACGACCCACUCUAUCCACACCCGCAAAAACCGAGUGCAGUCGGGCAUCCAAACAUAGGGAAACAUAAGCACCGGCUGAACUACUCCAGCACCACCAACCACCAGCAGCUUAGCAACAAAUCGGGACGGAAGCUGAACAGAACAUACAGAUGGAACCAGAGAAAAAAAGAACCUCCGAAAAACAAGAAAACAGACGGGACACGUCCUCCCACACAUGUGUAUCAAUAAAUAAAUUUAACUUUUAUAUAGCCGAGCUGGUUGGGGGGAAAAACUAGGGAUUGAAAAAUGAAACUCAAGCGGUGAGGAAAAAAAUGAACAAACAAUAUACCAAAAAACAAACAAAAAAAAAGCUGAAAAAUGAAAUACUCAAAAGCAAAAAUAAAAUAAAAUGCCAGCUAAAAUCUAGAACAGUGUUUGGCUUUCGCUGUGUUGAGUUUGACCGGCUGCUGCUGAUGCUGCCGCCACCGCCACUGUUGCAAAAGACGUUCCAGAAACAGAAGGAAUCUAUCUCAAAUAGAGAGAACACAGACACGGGGAGACAGAGGGGGACUCGGGCAAAGAAAAAUAAACCUUCAACAAGAAGUUGAAACAAGUGGUACACGACUGGGUGAGGCGAAAGUUUCAAUGAAAUUGAAGUAAAACUAGUUUUUCGUGCAGAAGAAGAACUUUCUCGACUGUUGCCGAAGUGGCAGCGACGAGAAGACAAGAGAGAAGAGUAGCAAAUAAAAUGGACUAUAAAUGUGAUAACCGCUGAUGUCAAAUAGAAAAAUAACAGAAAAAAAAACAAAUCGAAACGAAAACUAAGAUAACUCUUUCUACUGAAUGUGUGACUCUAUGAUAGCUUGGUCGGUAUAGCGCUUUGGGAAGGGAAGUGAAAGAGAGUUUACUUAUGACGGAGACGGCUUCAAGCUUUGCGCUGUUAAGACUUUGAGAAAUAUGACACGGAGGAAUAGAGGCAGGCGAAGUUUAAAUAAGGAUGAUGUAAUAUUUUUAGGGAUUUAAAUUUAAUUAAUUCAAGAUGUACAUACAGCUAACGAUUAAAUUACUGAGAUAAAACGACAUAAG
This is a messenger RNA of Toxorhynchites rutilus septentrionalis, 9020 nucleotides long. RefSeq lists its product as uncharacterized. The record is from RefSeq and is a predicted model, not a curated record. The transcript has 5 exons. Lineage: Eukaryota; Metazoa; Arthropoda; Insecta; Diptera; Culicidae. The coding region runs from base 742 to 2073 and encodes 443 amino acids.